Messenger RNA from Rhizophagus irregularis DAOM 181602=DAOM 197198, 243 nucleotides. The record is from RefSeq and is a predicted model, not a curated record. NCBI's taxonomy places the organism in Eukaryota, Fungi, Glomeromycota, Glomeromycetes, Glomerales, Glomeraceae.
AUGUAUUGUAAUUUAGCAAAGUACACAAUUGAUGAUGGCCAUUAUGAUUUAGAACUCGAUAUUUCGAGUCAUGAAACUUUAGAAGAAAAAAGCAAUGUAAUCCAAGAAAAAGAUAAAGAAAUCCAAGGAAGAUCUAAAGAAAUCCAAGAAAAAUAUAAAGAAAUUCAAGGAAAAUCUAAAAAAAUUCAAAGAAAAUCUAAAGAAAUUCAAGAAAAAGAUAAAGAAAUUAAAGAAAAAGAUUAA